AUGUUUACAUUACCAAAUGUAGAUCAAAAGUUAUAGGGUACAUAAAAAGAAAAAAUUGAAGUCUUGGAUGACUUUGCAAUGGCUCACUUCUUGAAAGAAGAAAAUAUAAAAUAAGGUAAAUGGAAGAAUGUGCACAAAGUUUAAAUGAAAAAUACUUAGAUUACAGAUCGCUCUCUUGAAUUAUUAUGCUCAAAUCCAGUUUGUGAAUAGAUUGAAUAAUUAGAGCUUUAAAAUAACUUUUCUUCAAUAACUGAUAAUUCAUUGUAGAUUCUAGCAUAUAGCCCUUAUCUUACUAAUUUAAAAUAUCUUGAUUUAAGUGAUAGCUUUAUAACAGAUGAAGGAUUAUCAACUUUUGUAUAAAGUAAAAAUUCAAAAUAAUUAGAAACACUAAUUUUGUAUGGUAAUGUGCAGGUAGGCUCAGAUUCUUUGCGAAGCAUCGCUCUUUCAAAGGAAUGUAGAAAUCUAUAAGUACUUGAUUUAAGAUCUACAUACAUCAGUGAUACAGGCUUUAAAGAAUUUUGUGAAAGUUAAAACUUAUAAAAUUUAAGAAUCUUAAAUUUAUCAAUGAAUAUAGAGGCGAUUACAGAUGAAACUAUAGUUUGUCUGAGUUUAAGCAAAAGAAUAAAAUCUAUAGAGCACUUGCUUUUGGCUAAUUGUAUGAUUACUGAUGAAGGUAUUGAGGCAUUAUGUAAAAGUAGCAACUUUUCUAAAUUAAAAGAGUUAGAUAUAAGCAACGAUAGCAAAGAUUUUAAUUUGAAUAAAAUUACUGAUAAAAGUUUGGAAUAUUUAUCUGAUACCACAUUUAUUUCAGAAUUACAAAAGCUGAAUCUCCGUGGAUUGAAAGUUACAUCAUAUGGCAUUAAUUACUUAUCCAGAUCAUAUAAUUUCAUGAAUUUGUAAUUUUUAAGACUAAGUUAAAAUGUUGGCAUAACUGAUAAAGCCAUAGAUUCUAUUGUUUAAGGCUCAGUGAAGAAUCUUAAAUGCCUAAAUAAGUUAUAUUUAAAUGAUACUUCAGUUACAAAAGAUGGAGUUAAAUUUUUGAUAAAAUCAAUUCCAAAAAUAGAUGUCAUAUAUGAUGAUAGAAUGUACAUAGAUUUAACAGAAGAAGAUGAAAAUAUUCAGAAAGUCUAACAAAAUAAAAGCUUUAAAUAUAAAUGA
Messenger RNA from Tetrahymena thermophila SB210, 1158 nucleotides. Its product is annotated as LRR, typical subtype protein. The record is from RefSeq and is a predicted model, not a curated record. Gene Ontology annotation, molecular function: protein binding. The transcript is spliced from 3 exons. NCBI's taxonomy places the organism in Eukaryota, Ciliophora, Oligohymenophorea, Hymenostomatida, Tetrahymenidae. Gene Ontology annotation, biological process: SCF-dependent proteasomal ubiquitin-dependent protein catabolic process. Gene Ontology annotation, cellular component: SCF ubiquitin ligase complex.